Messenger RNA from Diceros bicornis minor, 1518 nucleotides. It is a transcript of the gene HBEGF, whose product is annotated as heparin binding EGF like growth factor. The transcript has 6 exons. Gene Ontology annotation, biological process: epidermal growth factor receptor signaling pathway; positive regulation of cell population proliferation; positive regulation of mitotic nuclear division. Lineage: Eukaryota; Metazoa; Chordata; Mammalia; Perissodactyla; Rhinocerotidae. Bases 273 to 899 code for a protein of 208 amino acids. Gene Ontology annotation, molecular function: heparin binding. The record is from RefSeq and is a predicted model, not a curated record.
UGAGGGAGCUGCGCGCGGCACGCGGCUGGUCUGCCUGACACAGGCGCCGGGGCUCAGGCGGGCGGACAGACGGACGGACGGAGUGAACAGACAGACGCCCAGCGGCCGAGAGCUCGGCACAGGUCCCAGCCAGGCUUGCACCCAGAGGCCGGCAUCAGAUCGUGCACAGCGGAAUCUCCUGCGCUCCGCCCGCCCCAGCUCCCGUGCCAGCGCCCAGUGGCCGCCGCCUCCAAAGUGAUUGCUGCCUUGCCGCCUACGCCGGGUCCGGGACCAUGACGCUGCUGCCGUCGGUGGUACUGAAGCUCCUUCUGGCUGCAGCGCUCUCAGCGUUGGUGACCGGAGAGAGCCUGGAGCGGCUUCGGAGAGGGCUGGCGGCUGGAACCAGCAACCUGGACUCUCCCACUGAAUCUACGGACCAGCUGCUGCCCCCGGGAGGCGGCCGGGGCGGGGAAGUCCUGGACUUGGAAGGAGCAGACCUGGACCUUUUCAGAGCUGCUUUCCCCUCCAAGCCACAAGCUCUGGUCACACCAAGCAAGGAGGAACGUGGGAAAAGAAAGAAGAAAGGCAAGGGGUUAGGGAAGAAGAGAGACCCAUGUCUUCGGAAAUACAAAGACUUCUGCAUCCACGGAGACUGCAAAUAUGUGAAGGAACUCCGGGCUCCGUCCUGCAUCUGCCACCAAGGUUACCAUGGAGAGAGGUGCCAUGGGCUGACCCUGCCAGUGGAAAAUCGCUUGUAUACUUAUGACCACACAACCAUCCUGGCUGUGGUGGCCGUGGUGCUGUCAUCUGUUUGUCUGCUCGUCAUCGUGGGGCUUCUCAUGUUUAGGUACCAUAGGAGAGGAGGUUAUGAUGUGGAAAAUGAAGAGAAAGUGAAGUUGGGCAUGACUACUUCCCACUGAGAGAGACUUGUGCUAAAGGAAUCAGCUGGGGACUGCUACCUCUGAGAAGACACAAGCUGACUGCAGACUUUGCAGAGGGGAAGGACUUCACAACUAGCCACAAAGACUCCUUCAUCCCCAGUUGCCGUCUAGAUCGGGCAUCCUAUAAUUGCUUUGCCAAAAUACCAGAGCCUUCAAGUGCCAAACAGAAUAUGUUCAAUGGGAUCUGGGUCAGAAGAAAGCAAAAGUGAGGGACAUUCAUGCCCUUCUGAUUCUCUUCCACCAAACCCCACUAACCCCUGUAAGUUUGUUUAAACAUGUAUCUUCUGGAUUAAGAUGCCAGUUAAAUUCCAUAUGCUCCAGGAUCUUUGACAGAAAAAAAAAAAAGAAGGAGAGGAAGAAGGAAAGAUUUGUGGACUGGAAGAAUGUAACAAAGAUUGAGAAGCCAUGUACUCAAGUAGCCACCAAGGGAUCUGCCAUUUGGACCCUCCAGCGCUGGAUUUGAUGAGCUAACUGUGAAAUACCACAAGCCUGAGAACUCUGAAUUUUGGGACUUCUACCCAGAUGGAAGAAUAACAACUAUUUUUUUUUGUUGUUUGUUUGUAAAAUGCCUCUUAAAUUAUAUAUUUAUUUUAUUCUA